Molecule: messenger RNA, 933 nt
Organism: Balaenoptera ricei (Rice's whale)
Lineage: Eukaryota; Metazoa; Chordata; Mammalia; Artiodactyla; Balaenopteridae
Product: melanoma-associated antigen B10-like
Exons: 2
Coding region: 1-933 (310 amino acids)
Biological process (GO): negative regulation of transcription by RNA polymerase II
Cellular component (GO): nucleus
Source: RefSeq, a predicted model, not a curated record
AUGCCUCGGGGGCAAAAGAGUAAGCGCCCUGCCCGUGAGAAACGCCACCAGGCCCGGAGUGAGGCUCAGCGUCUCCAAGAUGCUCAGGCCCCUGCAGCAGAGGAAGAAGAGUCUCUCUCCUCCCCCACCCCUCCUCUUGGUGGUGCCAAGAGCCAAGAUGAAGAAAAACCAAGCACCUCUCAGGCAUCACUCAGCACUGAUUUUUCCUGCAGAACCACUGCAGACCAGAAGGCAAUUCUGUUGGUGCAAUUCCUGCUGUGCAAGUAUAACAUGAGAGAGCCCAUUACAAAGGAGGGUAUGCUGAAGCAUGUCAUUGGAAAGUACAAGGAGCACUUCCACGAGAUCCUCAGGAGAGCCUCUGAGCUGAUGGUGCUGGCUUUUGGCAUUGAUGUGAAGGAAGUCGAUCCCACCAGGCACUGCUAUGCCCUUGUCAGCAAAUUUCAGCGCACCAGUGAUGACAGGAUGACGGGUGAGGAGAUCAUGCCCAAGACCGGCCUCCUUAUGACAGUCCUCUGUGUGAUCUUCAUGAAGGGCAACUGCGCCACUGAGGAGGAUAUCUGGGAAGUACUCAAUGUGAUGGGGAUAUAUGCUGGAAAGAAGCACUUCAUCCAUGGGGAGCCCAAGAAGCUCAUCACCAAAGAUUUGGUGCAGGAAAGGUACCUGGAGUACCGCCAGGUGCCCAACAGUGAUCCUCCGCGCUAUGAGUUCCUGGGGGGCCCGAGAGCCCUGGCUGAAACCAGCAAGAUGAAAGUCCUUGAAUUCUUGGCCAAGAUUCAUGAUACGGUCCCCAGUGCCUUCCCACUCUUGUAUGAAGAGGCUUUGAGAGAUGAGGAAGAGAGAGCCCGAGCCAGAUUUGCAGCUAUGCUUCUCACUGGUGCUGUGGCCAGUGUGCAUUCUGGGGCCGACUUCCGGGGCAGCUUCUCCCACCUGUAG